CUUGGCCUGGCACACUUCAUCAUAUGAAGGACUUAAUUACAACAGAUUUGGAAUUGUGGGAUCGGAAACAAAGAUCAGAAAACACAGUCUAAGAGGGAGUCCAUUCAUUCAUCAAAUAGAAUGGAUCGAAGGGAACAGACAGUGACAAGAACAAGAAAGAACGAAGAGUGACAGGGCCACAAUUUGCAUUUCACAUGGGAAUAGGGACUGACUGCCGUGAUGGCCACAAGACAAAAACACAUUUAACUCGAUCAUCUCAAAUUUGAUUGUCUCUGCUUGUUAAUUAUAUACAGCCAGGUCCAACAGCCUAUAUAAGCCAGCCCCAACUUCCAACUCCUGCAACCUGAAGGAGGAGGCUACCUUAUCACUUUCCCUUGUCAUCUCUACUAGCUUGUAGCCAUGACAGUGGAAAACAGAGUGGCCAUUCUUCUGUGCAUGGUGGUGCUGCAUUGUUUGGUCAUCCAAGCCCAGGUGGUGACGCGAAGGUUCUUAUUGGUGGUGCAGGGAAGGAUUUCUCUGGCUCCCACUGCCCAACCGGGAAAUCCUCUCGGCCCAACUCCUCAGCCGAUCAAAUUCCCCAUGUAUGGAGCCACACCAGGGAGCCUCCAACCUCAAGAAUGCUCGGGCCGCUGCGCCGGUCGGUGCUCCGCCACCGCCUACAAGAAGCCCUGCAUGUUCUUCUGCCAGAAGUGCUGCGCCAAGUGCCUCUGCGUGCCGCCCGGGACGUAUGGCAACAAGCAAGUCUGCCCCUGCUACAACAACUGGAAGACGAAGAGAGGCGGUCCCAAGUGCCCCUGAGAUGACAUAUGCCCGAAUGCUGUGCACCCACUGCUUCUGAGUCUGUAUGUGCUUUGCAUGCCUCCGUGGGUAAUAAAGGUGGCUUUGAGA
Musa acuminata AAA Group (dessert banana) is the source of this 888-nucleotide messenger RNA. RefSeq names its product gibberellin-regulated protein 5-like. The record is from RefSeq and is a predicted model, not a curated record. NCBI's taxonomy places the organism in Eukaryota, Viridiplantae, Streptophyta, Magnoliopsida, Zingiberales, Musaceae. The transcript is spliced from 4 exons. Bases 400 to 798 code for a protein of 132 amino acids.